Messenger RNA from Cercopithifilaria johnstoni, 402 nucleotides. NCBI's taxonomy places the organism in Eukaryota, Metazoa, Nematoda, Chromadorea, Rhabditida, Onchocercidae. The record is from the annotation of a GenBank genome assembly.
AUGAUCACUUAUUAUUUUAAUUGUGAAUGUCAACAUGGGCCGCUAGAAUGCGAAUUGAAUCAGCUUAUGAACUGCGUAAUUGACAUGGUUAAGAAUCCGCAUCAAUAUGUUCCAGUAAUAUCUUGCAUUCAAGGAAAGCGUGAUCUUCAUUCAGCCGGAUUAAAAUGCUUGUCGAAACUUCUUGUGCCCAUUAAAAGUAUCUUACUAUGCGCUGAAGGAAAAAAAGGACGAAGACUUCUGGCAAAAGCAGGUAUAGAAACAAAAAGUUUGCAGCCACCACUAUAUUUCAUUCCUUGGAUUAUGAUCAAUGAAGCACGCUCGAGUGAUGCAUUCUACGAUCUGAAAAAGAAUCUUUGUGAUGCGCUAGAUCCCAUACCGGACCAAUGCAAGGAACAGCAAUAA